AAUUAUAUACUAGACCAAAAGCAUCCCUACCUCUCUCGCUCCGCCCUCUAUAAAACAGUAUAAUCUUGAUUCAAUUUUCAUUUCAAGUUUCUCUGUGUGACAGAACAUCAAAGCUUUGUUUUCUCUCAUUCUCUGUUCUUGACAAAGCCACAAGUCAAGAGUAAUGGUGAGAGUCUUUCUUCUCUACAACCUCAUUAACUCAUUUCUUCUCUGUUUGAUUCCCAAGAAGCUUAGAGUUCUCUUCCCUCCUUCUUGGUACAUGGACGACAACAUCCCACCACCACUUUCAGAGCCAGAACCGGAAUCUCGUGAGGCAAGAACAGACCCGGUGGAUCUGAAACGAGUGUUUCAGAUGUUCGACAAGAACGGAGACGGCCGCAUCACAAAGGAAGAGCUAAAUGAUUCUCUAGAGAACCUAGGGAUCUUCAUGCCAGACAAAGAUCUGAUCCAAAUGAUCAAGAACAUUGAUGCAAAUGGAGAUGGUUGUGUAGACAUACAGGAGUUUGAAUCUCUUUACGGUUCUAUUGUUCAAGAAAAAGAGGAAGAGGAUAUGAGAGAUGCGUUCAAUGUGUUUGAUCAAGACGGCGAUGGGUUUAUUAGCGUUGAGGAGUUAAAGUCUGUGAUGUCUUCCUUGGGACUCAAGCAAGUUAAAACACUAGAGUGUUGUAAAGAGAUGAUUAUGCAAGUGGAUGAAGAUGGAGAUGGUAGAGUCAAUUACAAGGAGUUUCUUCAGAUGAUGAAAACUGGUGGAGUUAGCAAUACAUCAUCAUCAAGUUAAGCUGAUAUGAUCUUUUUUAUUCCUAAGUAAAUAGCGUAAUGUAAUGAAUCUUGAAUUGAGUGGUUAAAAACAAUUAGAUAAAAAGAUAUUUGACUUUUCCUGCCAAAUGUUAGUUAUUGUUUGUAAGUGUAUCUAAAGUUGGUGAUGGUUACUUAGGGCUCAAGCAAGAUAACACCCUAGAGUUAUGAACACUCCACUGCGUGAGGCGGUGACUCUAUAUAUAGCUUACUUGAUUCCACCAGGAGAGGAGUAUCUUACAGAGGAUUUUGAUAGAGCUU
Molecule: messenger RNA, 1056 nt
Organism: Raphanus sativus (radish)
Lineage: Eukaryota; Viridiplantae; Streptophyta; Magnoliopsida; Brassicales; Brassicaceae
Product: calmodulin-like protein 4
Exons: 1
Coding region: 164-778 (204 amino acids)
Molecular function (GO): calcium ion binding
Source: RefSeq, a predicted model, not a curated record